Corylus avellana is the source of this 585-nucleotide messenger RNA. The record is from RefSeq and is a predicted model, not a curated record. Lineage: Eukaryota; Viridiplantae; Streptophyta; Magnoliopsida; Fagales; Betulaceae.
AAUCUUAAUCAAGAAGUACAAAUGGAAGGAGGUUCUUGCAAAUCGGACGGGAAAGAAGGUGGCAAUGAAUUGAGUGAGAUCACUCUUCGGCCAUUGGAUCUUUCUGACAUAGACCAUUUCAUGGUGUGGGCUGCAGAUGAUAAAGUGAGUCGCUUUUGCUCAUGGGAAACCUACACUAGCAAAGAAGCUGGCAUAGACAUGAUGAAGAACAAGAUUAUCCCUCACCCAUGGUUCAGGGCAAUUUGCCUUGACAACCGGCCAAUUGGGUCCAUUUCAGUGACCCCAAAGACAGGAGUCGACGAGUGCAGAGGUGAGAUUGGCUAUGCUUUGGGCUUCAAGUACUGGGGCAGAGGAAUUGCAACGCAGGCUGUGAAAAUGGUGGCUAAUACUAUAUUUAGUGAGUUUCCACAGCUGGAGAGACUUGAAGGUUUUGUUGAUGUGGAAAAUGUGGGCUCCCAGAGGGUGCUGCAGAAGGCUGGGUUCCAGAGGGAAGGUGCUCUGAGAAAGUAUUUUCGUUCGAAGGGGAAAACCAGAGACAUGGUGAUGUUUAGUCUUCUUUCUACUGAUCCCCAACCCCAAGCAUGA